AUGUUCUGUGAGUACUUCCUGGUCAGAGAGAUCAUUCAUAAAUCUAGCCUGUCUGUCUCGGUGGAUAAUCACAAGUGUGAUCCUGCAGACGGCUCGUUCUGUCCGCAGGCUGUCACCGUCUCCUUCGAGUCCUACAGGAUACUUCUGACUCAGCUGAAGGACGUGGGGAACGUGGUGUAUGUGAAUCAAAAGCGUGUCUACCCCGCCUACUCAAACUAUGACCUGCUCUUCACCGGCACAGAUAUGGCGAUCACACUGGAAAUACCUGCAAUUAAACUGAAAGUUGUUCACUUCAGCAUUUACCUUCCUUAUUCUCUCUUCAGUGGAAAUACAGAGGGACUUUGUGGGACCUGUGACAACUCCCAGGUCAACGAGUGCUGUUAUCCCAAUGGAAGCUGCUCAGACUGUGCAGACACCUGGCUGGUCCCAGAAUGUGACGUCGCCCUGUGUCUCCCUCCGAUGAGCUGCCCGUCUGGUUUCAAACUCUCUGCCACAAACAGAACCUGCUGCCAGUCCUUCACCUGUGGACAACCAUCAGGAACAUCAACAACACCAGGACAACCAUCAGGACAAACAUUAGGACAACCAUCAGGACCAACACCUGGACAACCAUCAGGUCCAUCAACAACAGGAAUGGCACAGCCUUUUUCACCUGGUUCUUGUCAGAAGUGUUUCUGUGGCCCACAAACAGACCCAAUCACCAAUCUGAAAAUCAUUCACUGCAAACCCACUGUUUGCAACACGACUUGCUCCAAGGGCUUCCAACACCUGGCUGUACCUGGAAAGUGUUGUGGGCAGUGUGUCCAGAAGAGCUGUUUCCUCAUCCUACCUGACAACAAGACACAGAUUAUAGAGGAGAAAGCUGUGAGUCAUUAUCAGAGCGUGUUUCAAACACUGAUGAACAGCUGCUGUGUCCGAACAGGCAAGCUGCGCAGCAUCUGUGAAGUCCACAGUAAGCAGGAGGUCAUCGAUGUGAAUAACUGUAAGAGCCUGCAGCCGGUCGACAUGACGCACUGUUCUGGACACUGUGGAAGCACGUCCAUGUGA
Molecule: messenger RNA, 1047 nt
Organism: Labrus bergylta (ballan wrasse)
Lineage: Eukaryota; Metazoa; Chordata; Actinopteri; Labriformes; Labridae
Source: RefSeq, a predicted model, not a curated record